ACAGGAUGGGCGGCGGGGCUGCGCGGAGCGGCUGCCCCCUGCACCCGAGGCGGCGGCUGCCGCUGUUGCUGCUGGGUCUGUGCAGCUGGACAGCCGCCCUGCGAGGAAAUGAUAACAGUGAAGCCCUUCCAGAGUCUAUCCCAUCUGCUCCUGGAACACUGCCUCAUUUUAUGGAGGAACCAGAUGAUGCCUACAUUAUAAAAAGCAACCCCAUUGUCUUACGCUGUAAAGCUAUGCCAGCUAUGCAGAUUUUCUUCAAGUGCAAUGGUGAAUGGGUCCAUCAAAAUGAGCACGUGUCUGAGGAAAGCAUGGAUGAGACUACAGGAUUGAAAGUUCGAGAGGUGUUCAUCAAUGUCACGAGGCAGCAGGUGGAAGAUUUUCAUGGGCCAGAAGAUUACUGGUGCCAGUGUGUUGCGUGGAGCCAUCUAGGGACCUCAAAGAGUCGGAAGGCAUCUGUCCGCAUAGCUUAUUUACGGAAAAACUUUGAGCAAGACCCACAAGGGAAGGAGGUUCCUAUCGAAGGGAUGAUCGUUCUCCACUGUCGGCCACCCGAGGGAGUCCCUGCAGCCGAGGUGGAGUGGCUAAAGAAUGAGGAGCCCAUAGAUUCCAACCUGGAUGAGAACAUCGACACCAGAGCAGACCACAACCUCAUCAUCCGCCAGGCACGUCUCUCUGACUCGGGGAACUACACCUGCAUGGCCGCCAACAUCGUUGCCAAGAGAAGGAGCAUGUCUGCGACAGUUGUGGUGUAUGUUAACGGAGGCUGGUCGUCAUGGACUGAGUGGUCAAACUGCAAUGCGCGGUGUGGCCGGGGCUGGCAGAAGCGGUCACGGACCUGUACCAACCCUGCUCCCCUCAACGGAGGUGCCUUUUGUGAAGGAAUGUCAGUGCAGAAAAUUACCUGCACUUCUCUUUGCCCUGUGGAUGGAAACUGGGAGGUGUGGAGUGAGUGGUCUGUGUGCAGUCCAGAAUGCGAGCAUUUGAGAGUUCGGGAAUGUAUUGCACCACCUCCAAGAAACGGAGGGAAGUACUGCGAGGGCUUGAGUCAAGAGUCAGAGAACUGCACCGAAGGACUUUGCAUUCAAGAUAAAAAACCUCCUCAUGAAAUAAAAUCCCAAAAUAUUGAGACCGCCAGUGACAUUGCCUUGUACUCGGGCCUGGGAGCAGCAGUCAUUGCUGUAGCUGUGCUGGUGGUCGGCGUUACCCUGUACAGGCGGAGUCAGAGUGAGUACGGCGUGGAUGUGAUUGAUUCAUCUGCACUGACAGGAGGCUUCCAGACAUUUAAUUUUAAAACAGUCAGACAAGGGAACUCGCUGCUCUUGAACUCCUCCCUGCAGCCCGACUUGACGGUGAGCAGAACGUACAGCGGCCCCAUCUGCCUGCAGGACCCCAUGGACAAGGAGCUAAUGACGGAGUCUUCCCUCUUCAACCCCCUGUCAGACAUCAAAGUCAAGGUUCAGAGUUCAUUCAUGGUGUCCCUAGGGGUGACAGAGAGGGCUGAGUAUCACGGAAAGGGACAUUCAGGAACUUUUCCUCAUGGGAACAGUAGAGCGUUUGGUACAAUGCAGGCUAGAAAUAAGGCUACGUAUAUUCAGAACCUGUCUUCUAUUUCAACGCGAAGUGAGCUGAAGACAACUGCCAUUUUUGGACACCUGGGUGGCCGUUUAGUAGUUCCAAACACAGGAGUCAGUUUGUUGAUACCACACGGAGCUAUUCCUGAGGAGAGCUCGUGGGAAAUCUAUCUUGCCAUCACUCAAAAGGAGUCCAGCCUACAGCCAGAAGGCACAGAUGUUCUUCUGGGACCAGAAGUAACUUGUGGGCCCUCAGAGUUGGCCGUCAGCACACCCUUCGCCCUGACGAUACCACACUGCGCGGAAGUGAAUUCAGAGCACUGGAAUAUUCACCUGAAAAAAAGGAGCCAGCAAGGGAAAUGGGAGGAAGUGAUGUCUGUGGAAGAGGAAACUACUUCUUGCUACUGCCUGUUGGAUCCUUAUGCCUGUCACAUUCUCUUAAACAGCUUUGGAACUUAUGCUCUUAUUGGAGAACCGAUCUCUGACUGUGCCGUUCGACAGCUGAAAGUAGCGGUUUUUGGCUGCCUGUCUUGCAAUUCUCUGGAUUACAAUCUGAGAGUAUAUUGUAUGGAUAACACACCUUGUGCAUUUCAGGAAGUGGUUUUGGAUGAAAGACUCCAAGGAGGACAAUUACUGGAGGAGCCAAAACUUUUGCAUUUCCAAGGGAAUACCUUCAGUCUUCAGAUAUCUGUCCUUGAUAUCCCUCCUUUCCUUUGGAGAAUUAAACCAUUUACUGCAUGUCAGGAAGUCCCGUUCUCUCGCGUGUGGUGCAGCAGCCAGAAGCCGCUGCACUGUGCCUUCUCCCUGGAGCGCUACACUCCCGCCACCACCCAGCUCUCCUGCAAGAUCUGCGUCCGGCAAGUCAAGGGGCACGAGCAAAUCCUGCAGAUCCAGACAUCCAUUCUCGAGAACGAAAGGGAAACCAUCACGUUCUUUGCACAUGAUGACAGCAACUUCCCUGCACAGAUGGGUCCGAAAGCAUUCAAAAUCCCCUACUCUAUUAGACAACGAAUCUGCGCAACGUUUGACACGCCCAACGCCAAAGGCAAAGACUGGCAGAUGUUAGCACAAAAAAACAGCAUUAACAGGAAUCUCUCCUAUUUUGCUACACAAAGCAGUCCCUCUGCCGUCAUCCUGGACCUCUGGGAAGCCCGACAUCAACACGACGGCGACCUUGACUCCCUGGCCUGUGCCCUGGAAGAAAUCGGAAGGACACACUCCAAAAUCUCAGACAUAACAGAAACUGAGAUUGAAGAGCCUGAUUUCAACUACAGCAGACAAAAUGGACUUUAGUCCCUUUUCUCCAUUCAAGAACUGAUGGCCAGCUUUGACUACACUAGAGAAUCUCUUUGGCAGGGAGGAAAUAAGGGUUUCUGCGCACUGUGUAUGGAAACAGCCACUCAGUUCCACAAUGCAGUUCUCAGCUGGAGGAGCAGAAGCAGCCCUAUUAAAAAUCAUCUUGGUAAUAAGGAAAACACAAGCUUCUCCCUGUCCUCGCGCAUUUAAGAUUCAUGUUUUAAUGUCAAAAACGAAACUACAUAUCUAUCAUUCCUGGGGCAGGAAGGAGUGAGAUACAGAGCCAUAAAAGGUAAAUAUUAUGACAUAAUGUAUUUAGGAAACAGUAAUGCUAAUAAUAAUGCCUAGUGAACAUCAGCAAAUGUGAUACUGAAUAUUUAGAGCCACUAGAGGUUAACCCUAGUUUAAAGGUUUGUCUUCUUGGGGCCUUGACACCCCUUUGUCCUGCGUCUCUACCUUACCACACUUGCAGCCGGGGGUUAAAAUGUCAUUUGAUAGCAUCGUGUUGUCACUUUGUAUCUGCUACAGAAAAAAUCUGGCCUUAUUCUCUUCAGAUCUUUGAGGAAGUAGAAGGUCUCAUAACUAUUUAAUUGAUAUCAUAUGCAUUCCAAACAACUUAUUUUAAAAAUUCAGUCACUUAAUGAACGUACAUUUGCUGCAGAGCUUUCCUGCCUGUUUUGUUACCAAACUAACAGAACAAAACCCUUCUCUGUGAAAUUUGUGUGUGUGCGUGUGUGAGAAAGACAUUUUCUAGGGUUCUCAGUCUGCAAACUUUUACUUAGUCAAAAAAUGUUUCUUUGGGGGUGGGUUUAAAUAACCAAAUAAAACGCAGGAAAGUGGCAGCCCUAUUUUAGCAAGUUUACACUUUUUUUUUUUUUUUUAAAUUACUUCAUGUUCGGGGGCUAAACUAAAAAGUAAAGGUGAAGUCAAUCAGCACAGCUUAAUUUUCAUUUAUUUUCAGAUUGAAACAAUCAACCCCACACAGUACUGCCAAAAAUAGGCUUGAUUUGAUUGUACAAUUUGGAAAUUUCACAGAAUAUAAACCUGGCUGUGUUACACUUGCUUUAGUUACAAACAUACUGCAUUUACCUCCAAAACCAGAAUCUAACUAGAGAAUUGUGCUCAUUUUUUAUCCAUUUCAUAGAAAAAUAAUUUAUUACUUCAACUGAACCAAAAAGAGAGCUGUCACUGUGAGUGAGUGUCCUAGUGGGGCUGGUACUGAGCCAAAUUUAACCGUUAUUUUCACUCAUACAUUCUUUACAAUUAGCCAAGGUGCUCGUUAGCUCUGGCCCUAGGUAUCGGGUUUGGUGACGGGACCACAAUCAGUAUAAAGCAGGAACACAAACACGACUUUAGGAGCUUUAUGGAAACGCACAAGAAAUAGAAAACAAGCAUUGUGGGUUCUUUUUACCCCCGUAUUUGGCCAAGAGCAGCAUGAUAGGCUAGGUAUUUGCACAGGGCAGGUGCAAAUCUAGAAUAAUCUGAAAGAAUUUCUUUACCCAGGACUCCAGUUCUGAAAAGUAUGAUGAACAACUCUUAAGACUUUGCUUGUUCUUGCUGAUCUGAAACUGCAAAUUUCACUGCUUUCCCAGCUCAGCAGGCUGGAAUAGUCUUAGGCUUAUAAAUACUCAGACUUCCUCAAACAUUUUCUGCACUUCAGUAUUUCAUGCAGCCUGACAUGAGAGUUCCUGUUUGCAACGGGAAAUCAUAACGGCUGCAAGCAUAUUUAAGACUGAGACAAAAAUACCAGCUCAUUUGGCAGCAAGCUGUCACUGUUUUCAGCAGCACAUGGUUCUAUCUGUGUUUGAAUUAUAUUUCUAGUGACUUCCAGUCCUCCUCCUCAGAAACCUGUUCUUCAUUGGACAAAAUGUCAUGAAUUAAAAAAAUAGGGAAUGGCAUCCACAGAAAAGCGGUGGAGUUUUAGUGAGCUGUCGUUGUCUGGGAAACCAGCUACAGUCACUCUCCAGCAGUUAAUUUGUUCUCAGCUUCUCCUCAAAUGCAGUUUUAAUUUUCAAACUAGCUUGGGUUCGCUACCACAACAAAGACUUCAGUACUACCCUGCAGGUGCUGAAACAUGUUCAUGUCACUCUGAAGAGCUGUAUGUAUUUUCUCCUCUUGUUUUUCAAAUAUAUGUGAGCUACAUGCUGCAUAUGGGGUCAAAAAGAGCUGCUAUAUGGAGCUCAGACCUUAAAGUUUUUUCUCAGGAAACACAUAGUGUUUACUUUCAAGACUUGGGUAGCUUUGGAAAACCUGUAUGUACAGCGACACCCAGCUCUGCCUCCUGAGUGCUGGGUGAAGCGGGAGAGAAACCAGGAGCUGUACAAAGUACAUCUGAAAGGGCCUUCAGAGGGAAGGGAUCUGCGUUAUGCACCAAAAGCCAAGUUAGAUCCAAAAUCCAAUAAAAUCUAGUGUCUGAGUCAACAUACUCCGAAGGAAUAAAUGUCAAAGUGUCUUACAAUGCCCCAGAAGAAACCGUUCUGUUUUGGGCCUGAGGUAGGAUUUUAGGGUAUUGUUGUUGCCCUUUAGAGUUUGUUUCCUGGGUUUUGUUCGCUUUUGCUAAAGCAGCUUCUUUGUUACUGAUCUGACUUUUGCGAAUCUGAAUCAAGAACUCUGACUUUUUCUAACCUAUUAUUGUUUUGAUGCUCUUGUAUUGUUUAACUGGACUAGAAAUGCCACAAUACUACUUAUUUAUCUGUCUCCCAUCAGAAUGCGGUUUGAAACAGUACCCGAACCACCAGCUUACCUUUCUAACGUGAGCUUAUCUGGCUGUACACACGAGUCUUAUAAGACCUGCCAUGCUAUGUCGGGUGAAAAUCCACUUAGUCUUGUAUGGUAUCUCUAAGAGUGACUAGGAUUGAAAGUUUAGGGCAACAGUGUCAGAAACGGGCCCCGUACUAAAGGACUUCCUCAGCAGGGGGUUGCAUCUGCCCCACGGUGUCUAAGAAUCACCGGUACCUUCAAAAUACUGACUAAUCCCUUUGAACCCACUGAAGCACUUGGCCGUCAUAAACAGUACCUGGGAGAAACAAGUGCCACAAUCUUCUUGUGCAUUUUUUGAGCAGCCCUUCCUUCUCAAGCUUUCCUUUUAUUUAAGACAUGCUGCCUGGCACCGGGUGCCCCUAGUUCUGUGUAGUAUGGAAUACUGAGUAACUCUUACAUUUCCAGUUCUGCUCACUCUCUUGUCUAGGCCGAAAAACCCUGGUUUAUCCUACUUCUUUGAACAUCCUUGCUGUUAUUCUGUCAUUUCUAGUUCUGUGUCUUUUUGGAGAUGGAGUGACCAAUAACCUGCUUUUCCACAGGAACGCAGGCUCAAUUACACAAUUCCUCCAUUUCCUCCGUUUCUUGCUGUUCCCACACUCAGUAUCAAUCCCAGAGGAUUAAGAUCUUGCUAUAGCAUAAAGCCACAAGAAACACCUGCAGUAGAGUGCGAUAGAGAAUACAGUAACUGACUUCACGAUGCAAAUUACUCAAGCAAAUACAUCCUGAACAUCCAGAAAAUAAAACCUGUGAGGAAAAACUACGUAACUUAAAAAAACCAAACACUGAAGUGAGAGAGAAGAUAUCAAAAUCAUUAAAAAUCUUAAGAAGGUAAUUAUUUGUUCUCCUCGAUGACGAUGGAUAUUGGUAAGCAGUAACUGGAGAAUAAGAACUUAACUUAGACUUCUGAGUGGAAAAAUACGCUACCGUUAUUUUGUAUUCCCUCCCCCCCCUUCUGUUGAUGACCCGGUCCCUCUGGUAGGGCCAGGCCUGUUUCACCCGCUUGCGCUCUGUUCUGUGUCAGCAGCGCGGGCUGGCAUUCAUAGCACUAAGCACUUGCACUUACAGAGGCUUAUCCCAGUUCUUCUCCCUUUUUUGUGCACAGUCCCAGUUUUAGAGAUGGAGAAAUUAAAAUGGUUUUUAGGUAAAUGCUUUUGCUACCAUAUACACGAGGCAGACACAUGGAUUUUGUUACCAUUAGCAAACAGCUCAACAGUACAAGAUGUUAGGUGUUUGCUUCCUGUUUUCCACAGUAGAAAGCAGCUGACUUUUGCCAGCUCCCCCCAAGCCUGCUGUAAGUAUGCUUUGCGAUAAAGUAUUCUCUCAGAAUGGUAAUUCAGAAUUUACCUGCAAAUACUGUAUAAAUAAGUGUGUUGACCAUUAUUAGCAAUCUUAAAAUUCCUGAAGCACAUUUUUAACAUCUAUAUUAAAAAGAUUUUUUUGGCAAUCUGUAUACCUAUAUAUAUGAUUUGAUCCAAAACACAGAUGUAAAGGAACAUCUGAAGCAGGAUUAGAGGCCAGAAAUUAAAAAAAUUAAUAUUACUUAUAUUACUUUUGAAAAAUAAUUGUAAAAAUCUCUUCACAAACAAGAAAGCAAAAGAAAGAGAAAUGUAAUGUUACACACUUAAGAUUCCAUCUAGCUGCUCUGAGUCUGAUAUGGUGCAAUAGCCAUUUUGAUUUUACAUCACCGAAGAAUCUGCUCUGGCUUAUUUUCAUCUUCCUAAGCACUUUUCCCAGAUAUUUCUGCACUGUGAGUCAUUUAAGACUAAUAGUUGCAUUUUAAAAAUGACUUACUAUUUUGUCACCAAAAUGGUGCACUUCACAGCUCCGCCAGACUGCAGCAUCGUAAAGCUAAUUUACAGUUUUUACAACACUGCUUUUGCAGUCUUACUAGUUUACAUUAAAAUCCUUUAAGCCACAAGGAAAGGAACCCUGCUCUGUAGAUUUAAAUUCAAACUUCAUUUACCAGUGCAAGUCCCAUAAACCCAAGACGUACUUCCACAAAAAUUUUAUUGGGCUUUUUGUAAUAGAUGAAAAGAUAUCGACACAAUUCUCUUAAAAUACAGGGAACUAUUUUUGUUAUUAUUUUUAUCUCUGGCAACAGCUGGCCUCCUCUACGGGCCUGUGCACAGCUUGCUUUCAGCAGGUUGAGGGAGAAGCUUAUUCAGCACAAAUCACGGAGAGGGAUCUUGUUGUAGGACUACACGGCAGUAACAUCAUACCAAAGGUCCUCUUUUUUUUUUUCUUUUCACUUGAAAGAAAGUGCUGUAUGAGAGUUCUAAAACAUUUAGUAACCGAUCAAUUCCAGAUAAUGUUUCCCACCACAAAAAAUACAGCUGAUGUAUACAGUGCAGCUGAAACAAGUAGGGAACUGUUGUGGACUCCUGUUCAUGAUCUGAAUAUUUUUUUUCAGUCUGUUUCUGCCCAUAAAACACAGAUUUAAGUAAAGGCCUGCAUUAUUUCUUGGAUGUUAAUUCACUGAGUGGAAACCAGAAAGUUACUUUUAAGUCCUAAACACCUGAGAAUGAUCUGAAGAUUUGUCUUUCUAGCCUGCGUUUUACUAAUUUGAAUUGUACUUAGGAAGUUCUCCCACAUUUUACACAGCAGUAGAGAUGGUUAACGCUUUUCACUGAGAACCUUUUUCAUGUUGAACCUGCUGAAGAGCGUUUCUGUGGGUUGUUCCAUGGCGGUAGAAGUACUCCCUGGACACUCUUCCUGCUUCAGAAGAGGCUGGCGGGUUUGCCGCAGCAGCACUUAAAUGGCACAUAUAUUCUUUCUUGGAUAUAGAAUGAUUAUCUAGUUAAAAUUACUUAAAACUUAGAGGAUUCCUGAGCAAACACAGUAACUUAAAAUACUAGGUAUAUAGCACACAAUACCUGUAGCAACAAAUAAAACUCAGUAUGAUGGCUAAAGAUCACGAAUCAUUUUCUAGAAAUGCAGUCUCUUUUCUCUCAUUGCCAAUACUAGCAUAAAUGGUAGCAAAAAUCUCCUUUCCAACAUGGACAAAAGAAAUAAAUCACUCUAAGAUUAAAGAGUCACUUCGAGAAUCAUUUGAUAGUAACAGUGUCCGCAAUGCAGAAAACAGAACUGAUGUUCUGCUCAUUGCCGCAAGUAAAAGAAAAAUCUGUCAGUAUCCACGUUCACUGUUCUGUCCAAAAAAUAAAAUAAGUGUCUAGAAAUUUGCCACUAUAUUUUUUGUAUUAGAGGUGAAUAGUACAGAUUCUGCUAGUGUUUCUUGUCUGGGGCUUGGGUAGGGGUGUAUUGUAAUUUUCAAGCUAUUGCAAAAGCUGCUUUUAAAUAAGCUGUUCAAUUGUAUUGAAUAACUGGUUUGUGCUUUACAAGGGAAUCCAGGUGAGCCAGGACUCAAUGCGAAGCCUCCUUGCCUUGCUCUCACAGGGUAACUAGAGCUGAAGUCACUUGUGAAAUUUAGCUAAGGGAUAGGGAGAUUAGAUGGCCCAUCCCGGAUCUGUAAUGUAGUGUACUGUAAUCUAAUGAGAUUAGACACUCAGCUACUGUAGAACCGUGGUUUUGUCAGCAGCUGCUUAGUUUGUCUGCCCCUGGUGUGAUAACCUUGGUUGAGAAUGUACUUCUGCAGAUUUAAGAUGAUGUCAAACCCCUGUGUUAUCUGGUCUCUGUAUAUAAAUCUUAUUGUCUAAUCCCAAAAGGAAAUGUGUAGCACAAAAUGAAGUUAAGGGUGUUCUGCACCAAGCCUGGUUCAAGGCUUUUUAGAUACAGCAGGAAGGGGAAGACGUGGAUCUAACAGCAAGUGUAUUUGCUACAGAGAACAAGAAUGUUUCCUAACAAUUCCUCACUUAGAACUGACUGAAGCUUUGUUUUUGCAGUUUAAAAAAAUGUUAAGACCUGGUAUUUCCCAUACUGAAAUUUGGAAUGUUAACUAUAUGGUGACAUUAUGCGUUCAAGCAAUUCCUUCAGUUUUCCCUGAUUUGUGCACUGAAGUUGGAGGGAGGAACAUUUUUACAUGAAGCUGUAAGCUUUUGCAUUCUUUCCACUUUCAAUCUAAAACCCAGAUGCCAUUACUGGACCUCACAAAGUUCCCUGGUGCAUCAGUAAGCAGUACACACAUAUGCACAUACAAAUAAAUAAAUAAAUAUAUAUAUAUAUGUGUGCCUCACGGGGGUUCUGGCAUAUAUACACUUCUGGUACAUAUUUGGGAACAAAAACCUGACGUCACAGAGUUUGUGACUUUGGAGAUGUAGCUGCCUCCUUCCACCUCUUAAUCAAAGUCAUGCCCACUGUGACCCUGCUGAUCUCAGUUUACACACAGGUACAAAGCCGUUAAGUGUUCAUCUUUUGGUUAUCCUUGGAUGAAGUAAAAAUGUGAUGCUGGUCAGUCUGGUGAGACUUAAAACAGUGUUGUGCAUGACUGGAGCUAACUGAAAAAUUUCCAUUACAUUUUCGACUUUCAAAAUUUUUGACCAGCCUUUUGGUGAAAAGGGGAGGGGGAACUUCCACGUAAUCAAAUACAAAACAAAUGAUUUUUGUAAAAAGAGGGAAAACCCACAAGUAUUCCUCUAGAGAGACCUAUUUUCUCUUCUGCUCCUUUAUUUUUGCAAUUAAUGGGUUUUGAAAAUGUUGGUUCUUGCUCAUUUGACUGAGCGUUCUUCCCUCCCCCCGCUUCUCCCCACGGUUUCAGUGUGUUUAGAACUGAAAAAAAGAGCAGAGGUUUGAAUGCUUUCUUUAGUAUGAAGCUGAAGGAGUAGGGAAGAGACAGAGGAACGUUAAAUAAAAAGCAUGGCCUUGGCUUCAUACCACACUUUCUGUGCCUUGUUCUAUCAAUGUAAAUUCUGAAUGUUGUACAGUAAAAUACUUGGGAAAGACUCCUUGGAAAAGGCUGCACUGGCUUCUUUUCUCAGCACAUGUACAUAUAUAAAUAUAUAUACAUAUAUAUAUUUGGUAAUGCCAAACAGCUGUGUUAUAUUGUACGGAAAAAGUAAUAAUGGACAGUUUGGAUGUUUUAUGUAGAGUUUGCAGAAAUUGUAUGGCUAUAGCCUUUUGAAGAUAAAUGUACAGACGUAAAUUACUGCAUAUCAGUUAUUUAUGAAUAAAGAGUCUUUUACUGA
Chroicocephalus ridibundus (black-headed gull) is the source of this 10705-nucleotide messenger RNA. RefSeq names its product unc-5 netrin receptor D (gene UNC5D). NCBI's taxonomy places the organism in Eukaryota, Metazoa, Chordata, Aves, Charadriiformes, Laridae. The record is from RefSeq and is a predicted model, not a curated record. Gene Ontology annotation, cellular component: membrane. Gene Ontology annotation, biological process: axon guidance; netrin-activated signaling pathway. The transcript is spliced from 17 exons. Gene Ontology annotation, molecular function: netrin receptor activity; protein binding. The coding region runs from base 6 to 2864 and encodes 952 amino acids.